Messenger RNA from Mycotypha africana, 2673 nucleotides. RefSeq lists its product as uncharacterized. Gene Ontology annotation, biological process: proteolysis. NCBI's taxonomy places the organism in Eukaryota, Fungi, Mucoromycota, Mucoromycetes, Mucorales, Mycotyphaceae. The transcript has 6 exons. Gene Ontology annotation, molecular function: metalloexopeptidase activity. Bases 1 to 2673 code for a protein of 890 amino acids. The record is from RefSeq and is a predicted model, not a curated record.
AUGGAACGGACUUUUGGAAAGGUUUGUUUAUCCUGGUCGACCCUCAUCGUAAGUCUACUUUUGGGCAUCGCGAUCUCUUUUCGUCUCCAUUACAAGUUACCAAAGCCCGCCCACCACCUAGGCUAUGACAGUAAUGGCAUUGCUAGCUUUUCAGAGAACAAUGCUGUGUCUAUUAUAUCACAUUUAUCGGAUACCAUUGGUUAUCGUAUUGUCGGUACGAAAGAGGAGAAACAAAGCUACGAGUACUUGACUCAGCUUAUAUACGAUUAUAAAAAAGAGGCUCAAAGUAUCGCCGGCUCUCCCAAGUUUGAUGUUUGGCUUCAACAUGGCUCGAGCUCUCACCGAUUCGAUAUCAUGGAUAGAAUGGUUUUAAAAGCAUAUACCAACGUGACAAAUAUCAUUGUCAGAUUAUCUUGCCCUGUUGAUCCUACGAACGAUGACGAUCGUAGCUGUGAAAAGAACGCAGUACUUGUAAAUGCUCACUUUGAUACGACACUGGGUUCUCCAGGUGCCAGCGAUGAUGGUUCCGGCAUAGCGGUCAUGAUGGAUAUUGUACGUGUACUUAGUAAAAGAGAUUGGACAGGAUACAAAAACUCGAUCGUUUUUCUUUUCAAUGGUGCAGAAGAAUCUUUACAAGAUGCAUCUCACGCGUUUAUCACCUUGCAUGAAUUGAAGGAUACCAUUCGAUCAGUUGUCAAUCUUGAUUCUUGCGGUACCACUGGACAGGAAAUCUUAUUCCAGGCUAAUUCCCGCGAAAUGGUGGAAGCUUACAAACACGUUCCUUAUCCACAUGGAACGGUGAUGGCAAAUGAUGUUUUCCGCACUGGGCUCAUAUUGUCCGAUACAGAUUUUCGACAAUUCGUACAAUACGGCAAUUUGACGGGUAUUGAUAUGGCCAUCUACAAAAACUCAUACCUGUAUCAUACUCAUUUGGAUACUACCAAAAACCUCCAAAGUGGAGCUAUACAGCACCUGGGGGAAAAUGUCUUGGCCAUCGUAGAGCACUUGGCUAGAAACGGUCAGUUGGAAGGCAUCGAGCCGUCCAGCGAAGUGGUCUAUUUCGAUUUUCACGGUUUGUUUUUCGUUGUGUAUUCAUGGAAGACAGCCUAUAUCAUCCAGAUGACAACAGUGGCUCUCUCUGUGGUCUAUUUUGUUUGGGUUGUCAUCAAAACACAUCAUUCCUCGCCUUAUCGUUCCAUUCGUCAUAUUUUACUUUCUUACGCGAAAUCCACGCUUGCUGUCUUCCUUAGUAUGGUUGCUUCCAUGAUCCUUCCCAUGACGGUGGCUUUCUUGAUCACUACAAAUACAUUCGGCCGUCAUAUGGGUUGGUUUAGAAACGAGUGGUACGGCGCUUUGUUCUUCAGCCCAAUGGGGCUCGCAGGCUCGUACAUUGUUCAAUACUUGAGUUAUUCUCUGCCAGGCCCUGAGCAUUUUGACAUGGAGUAUGGCUCCUUCGUGUCAUUGAUGUUAUUUUUUGCUUUGAGCACUGCCCUUACCACUCAAACAGGUGUUGCGAGUUCUUAUAUAUUUUGGCUGUUUGGUUCUGUCUUGCUCGUCAUGUGCAUCCUCAACGAGUUUUUGCGCCCAGCCACGACAAAAAUUUACAAGGCACAAGUGGCUACUGUCACUUACAUCAUCAGUGGAUUUGUUCUGUCCUUUUUGUAUUCUGCCUAUGCUUUCGCUUUGGUAGACAUUUUUGUGCCUUUGACAGGACGCAUGGGAGUGCAAACGCCUGUUGAUUUCAUUGUUGCUUUUAUUUACGGCAUGGUUGUCUUCAUGAUCGGACUGCCUGGCAUAGCACACGUCCAUCGAUUCGGUAAGCACCUUUUGAAAAGGAUCAUUGUGCUAUUGUUGGUAGCUGAAGUGCUCGUUUUGAGUGCUGUCUAUAUCGGUGGAGGCGACUAUGGAAAGUGGGCGUUCCCUUACGAUGAAGACCAUCCCAAGCGACUUUUUGUUCAGCAGCUGAAAAACUUGACUUCAGGAGAGUUGACGGUGGGUGUCGCUCAGGCGGAUCACGGCCCUUAUAUUCAGAAAAUCGUGCGUUCUGUCGAGGAUAGGUUGGGUGUCACGGGUGAAGAACGUGAUAGCAGCCAUAUGAAUGAUUGGGAUUCGAUCUACCCCUUCAGUGCUUUUUUGGGCGGCUAUCGAUUUGAUGCAGAGCCUUACGUACGUCGACAAGCUCAACAGAACAGCCUACAAUUGCCCGAACGACUAUUGGACGCCUUGGACGGACCGUUUCCGGAAAUGAAGGUAUUCAACGACAGCUACGAUGCUUCCACCGGCAUCCGUUCAUUCUCGAUUAUUUGCUCUGCACCUACCUAUACCUGGACCGUCAUCGCUUUUGAUGGUAUGGUUGUUAAUUGGAGCAUUCAGGACGAAGAACCAUUAUCGCAACCCUCUCGUUAUGUUGUGCGUCAUGUAAGCGGUUAUGGCAACGAUGGAUGGUCCAUGAACUUGGCUCUGCAGGUUCCUCUCGAAGAAAGAGCCAAGGCAGAAAAGGAUGAAUGGAGAAUACGUUUUGAAUUUACUGCUUUAGAAGAAGAAGGGUUCGCCAGCCGUGGAGAAGAACGGAAAAUUGGUAAUGUGGGUGUUUUAUCUGCUAUGCAACAAGCAUUACCGAUCUGGACAACAACAACAUGGUUAAGUGCCGUUGUUAAAGUCUGGGAGUUGUAG